AAUGGCAGCGAGCACAGACUCACCGGAGUCCUGGUACCUGGCCCUGCUGGGCUUUGCAGAACAUUUCCGCACCUCCAGUCCGCCGAAGAUCCGCCUGUGCGUCCACUGUCUGCAGGCAGUGAUUCCGUUCAAGCCGCCUCUGUGGUUCGAGGCCCAGACUCACCUCAACAGCGAGCUGGUCCAGACUCACCCGGAGAAGGCGUGGUUCAUAUCUCAACAAAUCUCUCAAUUUGAAGACGUCAAGUUUGAAGCAGCAAGUAUCCUGUCAGAGUUUUAAUGUCAACAGAACUUGGUGGACUCAGCAAAGCCAGUGCUGUGUAAGGCCAUCCAGAUCUCUCAGCAGACUCCCUACUGACACUGCAGACUGCUUUUUCAACUGGCACAACUACAUGCACUGGAGAAAGAUUUGGUAUCCGCCUGUGACCUGCUAUGAGUCGGAGCAGAGUACGCAAGAGUCAUGGGCUCAGAGUACACUAGAGCUUUAUUCUUAUUAAGUAAAGGAAUGCUGUUGCUGAUGGAGAGGAAGCUGAGCGAAGUGCACCCUCUGCUGACGCUGUGCGGGACUAUUGUAGAGAACUGGCAGGGAAACGCCAUUCAGAAGGAGUCCCUCAGAGUUUUCUUCUUGGUGCUGCAGGUUACACACUACCUGGAUGCUGGACAGGUAAAGAGCGUGAAGCUGUGUCUGAAGCAGCUUCAGCAGUGUAUCCAGACCAUCUCCACUCUCCACGACGAUGAGAUCCUUCCCUCUAAUCCAGCCGCUCUCUUCCACUGGCUGCCCAAGGAACAUAUGUGUGUACUUGUGUACCUGGUGAGAUUCUGUCACACACACAGAGGGCCCAUCCUGUCUACGUUCCAAGUCAUCCUACUGGAGCACAUCAUCAUGUGUCGGCUGGUCACUGGACACAAAGCUGCAGCAUUACAAGAGGGACGUUACAAUGAGGCCAAAAGAUUUUUAAGGGAGACUCUAAAAAUGUCGAAUGCUGAGGAUCUAAACAAGCUGACUGCCUGCUCACUAGUCCUACUGGGUCAUAUCUUCUUCGUUCUGUUGAAUCACAGGGAAAGUAACAAUAUGGUGGUUCCUGCCAUGCAGCUGGCCAGCAAGAUCCCAGACAUGUCUGUGCAGCUCUGGUCCUCUGCUCUUCUCAAAGAUCUGAACAAGGCUUGUGGAAACACCAUGGAUGCCCACGAGGCAGCCCAGAUGCAUCAAAACUUCUCCAAGCAAGUCCGGCAGGACCACAUCGCAGCCUGCAGCCUCCCCGAGCACAAUCUCAUCAGUUGGACAGACGGCCUCCCCCCCGUGCAGUUUCAGCCUCAGAACGGACCUACAACCAGCCUGGCCAGCCUGCUCUGA
Messenger RNA from Scomber scombrus (Atlantic mackerel), 1351 nucleotides. RefSeq names its product MAU2 sister chromatid cohesion factor (gene mau2). NCBI's taxonomy places the organism in Eukaryota, Metazoa, Chordata, Actinopteri, Scombriformes, Scombridae. Gene Ontology annotation, molecular function: double-stranded DNA binding. The record is from RefSeq and is a predicted model, not a curated record. Gene Ontology annotation, biological process: maintenance of mitotic sister chromatid cohesion; mitotic sister chromatid cohesion. Gene Ontology annotation, cellular component: chromatin; SMC loading complex.